Messenger RNA from Staurois parvus, 969 nucleotides. Lineage: Eukaryota; Metazoa; Chordata; Amphibia; Anura; Ranidae. The record is from the annotation of a GenBank genome assembly.
AUGAGCUCCGUCGGUGUGAUGUCCCCGGUAGCUGCUCCAGCGACUGAUUACUAUGAAGAGGAAGAUCUGGAGAGCGCCGAGGAGGAGGAUGACCGGAGUUUCCGGGGCCGGGAGUCUGAUGAGGACACUGAAGAUGCUAGUGAGACUGAUCUGGCAAAGCAUGACAAUGUGGACUAUGUGGAAAUGAAAGAACAAAUGUAUCAAGAUAAGUUGGCUUCUCUCAAAAGACAGUUGCAACAGCUUCAAGAAGGGACAUUGCAAGAAUACCAAAAGCGCCUGAAAAAAUUAGACCAGCAGUACAAAGAAAGAUUACGAAAUGCUGAGCUCUUCCUGCAGCUGGAGACAGAACAAGUGGAAAGGAACUACAUCAAGGAGAAAAAGGCAGCUGUCAAAGAGUUUGAGGAUAAGAAGAUCGAAUUGAAGGAAAAUCUAAUUGCAGAACUAGAGGAAAAGAAGAAAAUGAUUGAAAACGAAAAACUAACAAUGGAAUUGACCGGAGAUUCCAUGGAGGUCAAGCCUAUUAUGACUCGAAAACUGCGACGACGGCCCAAUGAUCCAGUGCCAAUCCCUGAUAAACGAAGGAAGCCAGCACCUGCUCAGCUUAAUUACCUACUUACAGAUGAACAGAUCAUGGAAGAUUUAAGAACCCUAAAUAAGUUAAAAUCCCCUAAAAGACCAGUAUCUCCAUCAACUCCAGAACAUCUUCCCGCUACCCAAACUGAAUCUCCUGCCCAGAGGUUCGAAGCUCGGAUAGAAGAUGGGAAGCUGUACUAUGAUAAGAGAUGGUAUCACAAGAGUCAAGCAAUAUACCUAGAAUCAAAGGACAACACCAAAAUCAGCUGUGUGAUCAGUUCAGUUGGAACUAACGAGAUUUGGGUGAGGAAAAGCAGUGACAGCACAAAGAUGAGGAUCUACCUAGGCCAGCUACAGAGGGGCUUGUUUGUUAUCCGGAGGCGUUCUGCUGCAUAA